Ornithorhynchus anatinus (platypus) is the source of this 1131-nucleotide messenger RNA. Its product is annotated as T-cell-specific guanine nucleotide triphosphate-binding protein 2-like. The record is from RefSeq and is a predicted model, not a curated record. NCBI's taxonomy places the organism in Eukaryota, Metazoa, Chordata, Mammalia, Monotremata, Ornithorhynchidae. Gene Ontology annotation, cellular component: membrane. The coding region runs from base 1 to 1131 and encodes 376 amino acids. The transcript has a single exon. Gene Ontology annotation, molecular function: GTPase activity; GTP binding.
AUGGCGCACCCGGUCGCCAUCAGACUCAUCCCAUUCUAUAAGAGGCUGGGGAAGAAGAGGUGGGGCAACCUCUCGGAGGAUGACGUCACCGACAUCCAAGGGGCCCUCAAGAAGGGGAAGCUGGAGGAGGCGGCUUCCAAGAUCAAGGAGAAGAUGGAGGCGGCCGAGAGGGCCCCCCUGAACAUCGCCGUCGUCGGGGAGACCGGCUCCGGGAAGUCCACCUUCAUCAACACCCUGCGCGGGCUAGGGCACGAGGACGAGGACUCCGCCCCCACCGACGUGGUGGUCACCACCCUGGAGCCCAUCCCCUACCGGUACCCCAAAUUUCCCAAUGUCACCCUGUGGGACCUGCCGGGCAUCGGGGCCCCCGACUUCCGCCCGGAGGCCUACCUGAAGAAGGUGAAGGUCAACCACUACGACUUCUUCGUCAUCGUCGCCUCGGAGAGAUUCAAGUCCAGCCACUUGAGCCUGGCCCAGGAGAUCAGGAGGGUGGGGAAGAAGUUCUAUUUCGUCCGGGCCAAGGUGGACAAUGACCUGUACAACUCACGGCGGAGCAAGCCCAAGAACUUCAGCGAGGAGCUGGUCCUGCAGAGGAUCCGAGAGGACUGCCUGAGCGGUCUCCAGAAGGGAGGGGUCAGCGACCCCUGGGUCUUUCUGGUGUCCAGUCUGGACGUGUCCCUCUACGACUUCCCCAAGCUGGAGGACACCCUAGUGUCGGAGCUGCCCGCUCACAAGUGCCACGCCCUGGUGCUGGCCCUGCCCAACGUGGCCGAAGAGGCGGGGGAGACCAGCCGGCCCACGUUGCAGGAGAAGAUGGGGCUGAGGGCCCUGAAGGCGGCCGCCUGGGCCACCCUCCCUCUCGCCCGCCUGGCCGGCCGGUCCACGGAAAAACCGAGGGGCCCGUCCCUGGAGGAAGACUUGCCGGACUUGGCCGAAGACGAGCUGAAGAACGCCAGUCUCGUCGGCGACAUGCUGGACAGCGUGAAAGUGGUGGUCGGCUCCAUCCCGUUCGUCGGGGGCUACGGGGCCGACGCCAUCUCCUACGUGCAGGGCUACUACAUGCAGUGGCCCUUCCUGGACGCGGUGGCCCAAGACACCACCGACAUCCUGAGGAAAACGUGGAGGAGCUGA